CUCAACGGCUGUAGACACACCUCGGAUUAGUCAAAGAUGCCUCGAUGCGACCGAAUUACCUCGGAUGUUCAAAUCAAACCGAAGUAAUCUUGCUAUACGGAUGUUUAGGCGUUAAACUAGUGGCCCUGAGAGUCGGCUGAAUAGUGAAGAAGCACGUCACGUGCGCCUUGUUUUUACAGGGAAAUCAGGAAUGUUGCUUCCGGUUCCGAAGAGUGCGGAAAACAAAACGGAAGCUAAAUUGGCUCUGAUAGAGGUAGCCACUCUGCAUCGGGGGGAGCCUCUCCUCUCUAAAGCCUGCUCCCAUCUGUAGUGCUGUAGAGGGCUGUGUCUUCGACGCUCUCGUGAUCAACAAUCCUCAGGUUUAAGCAGAAGACGUUUCUAGCAGCUCUUCUGCGAGGCUGCUUUUCUUUUUAGGCAUUCACUUUGCUGCUCGGUGAAGGCACCAUCCAUUCGAAUCAAGUGUUUUGCAAACCUGCUCGGUGCUUUUCUGGUGAGGAAGGGGGCAAAAGAGGCGAUUAUUUCAGAACGUCCUGUUUGCCUGGAGAUGAAGCUGCAGGCCGUUAUGGAGAACUUGCACAGGCAACAGCGAGCCAGGCUGCUUAUGGAGAUGGAGCAGCAACAGCAGCAGACAGGUUCGUUCCAGAGCUCUUCUCCCACAGGCGAGGAGCUGAAGCUAAGCUCCACCUCAGACACGGAGCGCGCUCAGAUAGCGGCUCUGGCAGCGAUGAGGGCCGCGGCAGCCGGACUGCAGAGACAGCCAAUGGAUGACAGCCCUAAGUCAGAGCACAGCACCGCUGGAGAGGAGGAGGAAGUAGAAGGAGAUGAAGAGGACGAGAGGGGAGAGGAGCAUUACAAAGACAUGAUGGGGUCUGACGAGGAGGAGCAAAUAAAGCAGAAGUGGGACGAGGAUGAUUUUGAGGGGGAGAUGGAGGACUACGAUGAUGACCUGGCAGAGGAAGGCCUGCAAAUGACCCGUGAGGCCAUCACCCCAGGCCAAGGCAUCCUGUUGCUGCCUCAUCGUCAGCGUCAUUCUCACUCUCAGUUGCUGAAGGCCCGAUCAGGGCUUGAAACUGAACCACGGGCUUCAAGUUUCCCAGCUCCACUCUUUCAAGGCCAGCAACAUGGCCAGGACCACACUGACUGGACCUAUGAAGAGCAGUUCAGACAGCUUUAUGAACUGGACAGCGAUCCCAAGAGGAAAGAGUUUCUGGACGAUUUGUUCAACUUCAUGCAGAAAAGAGGGACUCCGGUGAACAGGAUCCCCAUCAUGGCCAAGCAGGUGCUGGAUCUGUAUAUGCUCUAUCAGCUGGUGACAGAGAAGGGUGGCCUGGUGGAGGUUAUCAAUAAAAAGCUAUGGAGGGAGAUCACCAAAGGUCUGAAUCUACCCACCUCAAUCACCAGCGCUGCCUUCACGCUCAGAACACAAUACAUGAAGUACCUUUAUCCAUAUGAAUGUGAAAAACGGGGUCUCAGCAACCCUAAUGAGCUCCAAGCUGCCAUAGACAGCAACCGGCGGGAGGGACGCCGCCAAGCUUUUGGCAGUUCCCUUUUCACCUACUCCCCCAAUGGCGCUCCCACCAUGCUCUCUUCCCCCAAAGUCCCUAUACCCACCAUUGGUAUGGCUGUGGGCACCAGCGAUACCUCACUUCCCUCCGUUCAAAAGGUCAAGAAGGAAGAUGAUGCCAGUCAGGCUCUGACUGUACAGACCAGCAGACUGCCUGGCGCACUCGCUGCUCAGUCAGUGGCAGCAGCUCAGGCAGUGGCAGUGCAGGCUGCCAUGGCCGCUCAGGUUGCUGCGCUCGGGCAGCUGAGGGAGAAGCUGGAAUCCGGUGAGCCUCCUGAAAAGAAGAUGGCUCUGCCCACAGAGGACCACCAGUGGCUCCUGCAGAGGACGCUGCAGCAGAACCUACUAGCUAUGAGCACCCAGGUGCCCAUGAACAUCCGCAUCAACAGUCAAGAAAGCAGACAAGAUUCUGCCCUCAAUCUCGCCUCGAACGGCCUGAAUAGCAUCAGUAUGUCCAUGGAGCUCAACGGGGUUGUCUACACUGGUGUGCUUUUUGCUCAAGCUACUGGUCUAAACUCCUCAGGAACAGCUAACAAAACAGCUGGCGAGCGCAGUAACUCUCAGCAGCUUCCUUCCUCUCAGACACCUACCUCAUCCAGCUCCACCAACCCGUCACCCUAAAACACCUCACAACCUCCCCGUCUCAAAGCUAGCUAAAGCCAAAAAUCAACCUCAUUUUCUAGAGCCUAUGCCAAAAAAAAAAAAACACCUAGCAGGAAUAACAAGUUCCCAGACCACUUGAUGCACACUAUCUCAGGUUCUCGCUCCUCUUCUUUUGUUCAGUAGCCAAAAUGAACUAAAAGAUUACAGCAACAAAAGAGUUUAUCGUUAAACACACAUGGUCUCACACACACGUACGUACGUAUGUACACAAAACCUGUGAAUAAUUUAUUUCUGUUCUGGGUGCAAAAUACUUGGAAUUAGUAGAGCAAUAGAAUCUAGAAAUGGUAGCACACUGUUUACACACUUUUUACACAUCAUCUGACUGACAAUGAAACUUCUUUGGAAAGCAGGAAAAGCAUUUUAUGAAUGCAAUUUUAUCAUGAGUGUUAUUAAAACGUAACGAAAAUAAGGUUCUAAACUAUACAUGUAUGGUCCAUGUAUAUCUGUAGUGCCUUGCCGAACAUCAACACUUUUUUUUUUUUUUUUUUUUUUUUUUAAAUAAAAAUAAAUUUCCCCUCUAAUCGUUUGGUGGCGUGAGCCACAAGAGACUCACUGAAACCCCAACAACGAUGAUGAACAUGUACAACUUCAUGCCGGUUUUCUGACACCGCAUGCUGCGUGCCUGACCACUUGGUAUUUUGGAAAGAACGGUGGAAACCAUUUUCCAGUCUUGAGAAACGAAAUGGCAAUUAUCUUAACUGUUUGUAAAAUUUAAAAAGUCUUCUAGAUUAGACACGUUACUUAGCAGAGCAGAAGUUAAUACUGAAUUACGGAGGAUAUAUUUUUUUGCUUGUGUGUGUGUGUGUGUGUGUAUAAACCGUGUUUAAGAUUUGAAAAUGCUUUUGAAUAGGGAGAUGAAAAACACGGCUAAAACAGGAAUUUAAAAGGUGUUUAUUAAGUGACCUAGACGAGCAAACAAAAAAAAAAAAAAGGUCAGUAAUUCACGUGUUAAAUAGGAAAUGCAAAUGAGUGUAAAUGAUCCCAUCUGCUAUUACUUGCUUUGUUUAGCUAAUAUUUAGAAAACACCUCUGUUGCAUCAUCUAGAAUCAAUAGAAGGAACUUUAUUUGUUCCUCUGUAAUUUAAAAUCUAUUUUAAAACCACAUACUUGUUGAAUACUAGUCAGUUUCUACAAAAUAUUUGUUAUUGAGACACUUGAAUUUGCCAAAUUCACUCCUAUUCGUUGGUAUUAUGCAGAGUUGUUGUGAUACAGAAUUCUGUCUAUUUCCGUAAUUGUCUCCCUGAACACACAAAUCCGAAGCACACAGCAUUUAGCUCCCUUUUUCUGGGCUGAAAACAUAAUGCCUGAGAACUACAUGAGAACAUACUCCAGGAUUCCCCCCCCAUCUCCCUCGCACAAUAGAUCUUAAACAGAUUGUCCUCAGGCCAUGGGGUCCGCGUCAGCGUGUGAGCUGGAUGUGGCGUAUUUCAAUCUGUAGGCUUAAUUAUUUUUUUUUUCUCCAUUCAUUUUGGCAGACAAUGACCAGUCACUGAGCCAGCACUGAAACGAACGUUUUGUUUGUUUUAUCCCAGAAUGAACGGCUUUGACCUGAACCUUGGUUACAAUGGAUCUUUUUGUUGUUGUGAAUUGUUUUAAUGCAUUACACAGACUAACCGAGAUGAUGUCAGAAUAAGAAAACAAUGUGUACACUCCCCCCCCCCCCCCCC
Molecule: messenger RNA, 3893 nt
Organism: Neoarius graeffei (lesser salmon catfish)
Lineage: Eukaryota; Metazoa; Chordata; Actinopteri; Siluriformes; Ariidae
Gene: arid3a
Product: AT-rich interactive domain 3A
Exons: 9
Coding region: 545-2185 (546 amino acids)
Biological process (GO): regulation of transcription by RNA polymerase II
Cellular component (GO): nucleus
Molecular function (GO): DNA binding
Source: RefSeq, a predicted model, not a curated record